This is a messenger RNA of Gopherus evgoodei (Goodes thornscrub tortoise), 1666 nucleotides long. It is a transcript of the gene QDPR, whose product is annotated as quinoid dihydropteridine reductase. The record is from RefSeq and is a predicted model, not a curated record. Gene Ontology annotation, cellular component: cytoplasm. Gene Ontology annotation, molecular function: NADH binding; NADPH binding; 6,7-dihydropteridine reductase activity. The transcript has 7 exons. Gene Ontology annotation, biological process: L-phenylalanine catabolic process; tetrahydrobiopterin biosynthetic process. Bases 146 to 871 code for a protein of 241 amino acids. Lineage: Eukaryota; Metazoa; Chordata; Testudines; Testudinidae.
AGCGCGGAAGCGGAAAGCGAAGGGGUCCCUCUGCCGCUGGGCGGCCCUGCGGGGAGGCGGAGCUGCUAGGCGGGGCGGGCUCCGAAGUCCCCGGCAGCGGCAGGCUCAGAAAGCGAGAGGGAGCCAGGCGGGUAGCAGACGGAGAAUGGCAGCGGCAGCAGAGGCGCACAGGGUGCUGGUGUAUGGAGGCAGAGGGGCCCUGGGAGCCAAAUGUGUGCAGUAUUUCAGAGCCAAGCACUGGUGGGUUGCCAGCAUUGACCUAGCAGAAAAUGAAGAAGCUAAUGCCAGCGUUGUUGUGAAAAUGACCGACUCUUUCACUGAGCAAGCAGAUCAGGUGACAGCAGAUGUUGAAAAACUUCUGGGUGAACAGAAGGUGGAUGCUAUCCUGUGUGUAGCUGGAGGAUGGGCAGGUGGCAGUGCAAAAGCUAAAUCUUUAUACAAAAAUUCUGACCUGAUGUGGAAACAGAGUGUUUGGACAUCAACUAUUUCCAGUCACUUAGCCACAAAACAUCUGAAAGAAGGAGGCUUGUUGACUCUGACUGGAGCAAAAGCUGCUUUGGCUGGAACUCCAGGGAUGGUUGGGUAUGGCAUGGCAAAAGGAGCAGUACAUCAGCUUUGUCAGAGUCUAGCUGGUGCAAACAGUGGCUUGCCAUCUGGAUCUACUGCUCUUGCUGUUCUACCGGUUACUUUGGAUACACCAGUUAACAGGAAAUCAAUGCCUGAUGCAGAUUUCAGCUCCUGGACACCCCUAGAAUUCCUUGCUGAAACCUUUUAUGAUUGGAUCACAGGGAAGAACAGACCAAGCUCAGGCAGCCUAAUCCAGGUGGUAACCACAGGAGGGAAGACAGAACUAGCUGCUGCACAUCUUUGAGACUGAUCAGUGUGAUUGUGAAAACAAGGCAAUUGAGAAGGUUGUAACAUUCUAGUCAAGUUUGGGUGGUCUUCAGUAUCCAGUGAUUCUAUUAUCUUGUUUGUGAAACAAGAUGUUGACUAAUGUUUCUCUGUUCUUAGAUGCAAGCUACAUUCCUUUACCAAAAGGUAUCCAUUAUCUUCGAUAUAUAUAUCAAGGCUAUAGAUUUUAAAAUCUGCAAAUAUCCUUAUCUUGAGCAUUCUCUUUGGGGCUACCUCUGUUCUUUAAAAUAAGGCAAACAGUGGUGGCUGUGUAUCAGAAAUUGUGCUUAAUGAUGUGAUGUACCUACAUAUAUAACUGUCUAGUUCUGUCUCAGUUGUCUUUUGGGCAACUGUUUUUUUGUCCAUUUCAGCAAUAUCUUUGUCUUCUAAUAUCCUAAUUCUAGUUUUUUUUGUUGGACAUAGAUAUAAAAUAAAAUCACUGCAGCCCUAUGGAAAGCCCAAUCCUGCUACCCCUUUUCCUAUUAGUAUGCUAUACUGAUUCAUUGGAGCCAGUGGGACUAAAUAAAGAUUACUUGCACAGGAUGGGGUUGCGAGAUUAGAGCCCUUAAAUUGCCUUAAAGCUUUCAAAAGGGCUGUCAGCCCAACAAUUGUUGUGUGUUUUCUGUCACAAAUAACUGAUUUAUUAUAUUAUAAAUGUGUCUUGUGUAACUCCUGAUGGCUCUUUACUGUCUGAAGGAGAAAAAGUGCCCUAGGAAAUAGAAAUAGAACACCAAGACUAAUGUUAGAGGAUUUUGUGCUAAAUAAAUAUAUAUUG